Molecule: messenger RNA, 749 nt
Organism: Radiomyces spectabilis
Lineage: Eukaryota; Fungi; Mucoromycota; Mucoromycetes; Mucorales; Radiomycetaceae
Product: V-type proton ATPase proteolipid subunit
Exons: 5
Coding region: 212-658 (148 amino acids)
Biological process (GO): proton transmembrane transport
Cellular component (GO): proton-transporting V-type ATPase, V0 domain
Molecular function (GO): proton-transporting ATPase activity, rotational mechanism
Source: RefSeq, a predicted model, not a curated record
AUUUACUAAUAAUUUAAGACUAUGUUGUGAAGCACCAGGUAAGUUGUGCAAGUUUAUUCAGUAAGAGAACGUUAGUCUUCGUGAAUACGUUUCAUGAAGGUGAUGUCACACAGAUAACGUCACAAAAUUAUUUUGCCAGCUGUUUUGCGCUUUUCGAACUCGAUUCUCUUCCCCACCAGACCACUUCACUUGUUUCACUUUUUAUCACAAAAUGGCUGAUUAUUGUCCUGUCUACGCGCCUUUCUUUGGUUCUAUGGGCUGCACUGCUGCCAUCGUAUUCAGCUGUCUCGGUGCAGCUUACGGUACUGCCAAGUCCGGUGUGGGUCUUUCUGCCAUGGGAGUGUUGCGCCCUGAUCUUGUCUUGAAGUGUAUUGUGCCUGUUGUCAUGGCUGGUAUCUUGGUGGCCAUCAAGCAAACUCUUUUUAGUGGUUUUAUUCAGUUGGGUGCUGGUUUAAGUGUCGGUCUUGCAUGUCUUGCGGCUGGUAUUGCUAUUGGUAUUACUGGUGAUGCCGGUGUUCGUGCUACAGCUCAACAACCCAGAAUGUUUGUUGGCAUGAUUUUGAUUUUGAUUUUCGCUGAAGUGUUGGGUCUGUAUGGCCUUAUUGUCGCUUUGAUUCUUAACACCAAGGCUUCCGGCGGUGAAAGCCUGUGCAACUAAAAAGCUAAAAAAGAUACCAAAUGAAUAAAAACGACUACUAUAUCUCACGGGAUUAGUUGAUCUUACUAUAUAACACAGGAACAUUCUUCAU